Molecule: messenger RNA, 1227 nt
Organism: Caenorhabditis elegans
Lineage: Eukaryota; Metazoa; Nematoda; Chromadorea; Rhabditida; Rhabditidae
Gene: str-131
Product: Serpentine receptor class r-10
Exons: 5
Coding region: 2-1009 (335 amino acids)
Biological process (GO): detection of chemical stimulus involved in sensory perception of smell
Cellular component (GO): ciliary membrane
Source: RefSeq, marked reviewed
UAUGAUGCUUUAUCGAGUAAUCCAUUACAUUCAGUUUGCUGCUUUUGCUGUUUCCCAAUGUACCAAUGGACUUUUGUUGUACCUAAUAUGGACAAAGGCUCGGAAAGUUUUAGGUGCCUAUAGCUACCUGAUGCUUGCCUUUUCUCUUUAUGCUAUACUAUACAAUUAUGUCGAUAUUAUAACUCUGCCAUUGGUGGUGAUCGAAAAACAGAUGUACGUGGUAGUCAAUCAUGGACCUAUUCGGAAUGUUCCAAUCUUUGGUUUCCUAUUCACAUGCCUGUUCGGAUCAUCCUUUGGUUUGUGUAUUUCUCUACUUUCUACACAAUUCUUUUAUAGAUAUCUUGCAGUUUGUAGACCAAAGUCUUUGCACUAUUUAGAAGGCCGCCGAUUGGCUUUGAUAUUUAUCCCUGCGAUUUUUGUCUCCGUCAUUUGGUUUUUCUUUUGCUUCUUUGGAUUGGAUAUAACUGUCGAAAAACAAGAAAUGUUGAAAGAACCAUUCAUGGAAUUUUACAACGAGGAUUCAAAUACGAUGUCAUUUGUUAGUGGUCUUUUUUGGAGUCUUGAUGAAAAUGGAACGAAGCAUUGGAAUAUGAAAGAUUGUAUUGGAUCACUCGGUUUAGCUGCGUUGAUGAUUGUUUGCUGUCUUACCAUUGUUUUUUGUGGCGUAAAAACAUACAAAAAGAUGAACGAUUCUGGAAAUUCACUUAGCAACCGGACAAAAGAGCUCAAUAGACAAUUAUUUGUCACAUUGAGUUUGCAGACUCUCCUCCCAUUCAUGCUGAUGUAUGGACCUGUUGGACUUCUGUUCAUCUUCCCGCUGUUUCAAAUUAAAUUUGAUAUUUUGUCAAGCUCAGCAGCCGCCUCAACUGCUAUCUACCCUGCCGUCGAACCAUUAAUCGCAAUUUUUUGCAUCAAAACUUUUAGAAAAGCACUGUGUUUUAAUCAAUGUAUCAGGCAAACUGCGAGAAUAACCAGCACUGCUGCCUCAACCGCAGCAAAAAGCAAUUGAACAUUUUAAAGAAAUGUAUUUUUAGAUGUUUUGGUUGUUUUUUCCAUAAAGAACAUUUGAAAAACAAAUCUGUAUAUUUGAACCAGUCAAAACUUUUGCAAUUUUUUAAUUGUUAAAACGUUAAUUGACAAAAACGUUACUUGAAAAUAAAAAAAUAGAGAGUUUAAAAAUAGUUAGACUUUGUGUUUUGUCUUAUAAUAAAGGUUCGAGAAAACAAA